Messenger RNA from Cyclocybe aegerita, 1101 nucleotides. The record is from the annotation of a GenBank genome assembly. NCBI's taxonomy places the organism in Eukaryota, Fungi, Basidiomycota, Agaricomycetes, Agaricales, Hemipholiotaceae.
AUGAACGAAGACAGGCCACACAAGACCCAGAGGUCAAGAGGAAUCUUCCUUAGAGUCAAGGCUCUCCUCCAUGUCUUCCACUCGCUCGCAUCCUCUCUACGGUGCAAAGGCCCAUUUCACUCUAGCCGCCGGCAUGAGCACACAUCGGCACACAAACAGACGCCCUCGACGGGCACCUCCGUGACGAGCAACCCAGUCCCGAUUCUCAUCGAAGUACCCAUUUCUAAUACCGGAGCAGGUCCACCAACCCGACGCAUGGAAAUCUACCCCCCAGGGCACCAGUGGCAGGCCUUGAACAAUUCCGAGAGAUAUACCUCGCUUGCUUGUCUCUGCACACACCUAGGCGAUCAGCUCCCACUCCAACUGGUCAAGCUCGUCGCGCGGGACGUACUUCGUGGCUUGAGAGAGGUGCACGAGAAGACGGGAGAGGCAUAUGGUGGUAUAUCGCCGACGAACAUCCUCCUCUCGCAGAGGGACCUGCGCGCGCUCGUUGGCCAACUGCGGGCUGACACAGAUCCGUCUCUCUACCGUUUCGACUUGUCCACGGCAUCGUUGGUGCAAAUACCGGAGCCGAAAGAGACAGAGAACGAGGGUUGUGAUGGCAAAGGGGUGUUCAGCCUCGCGGAGUUAGGCCCCGUCCGUAGUAUGAUUAAGCCGGAGGAUGACCUUGUGCAGGCAUUGCGAGCCCCAGAAGCGCUACUUGAGGCACCCUGCUAUACGAGCAUGGACGUAUGGGCUUUGGGGUGUCUGUUGUUCGAACUACUCACAGGCGAACCGCUCUUCGAUCCCAACUUCCAAACACGUGAACUCGAUAUCUCGAGAGAGGAGUCGCACCUCAUCCAAAUGAUCGAGCUUUUCGGUGAGAUGCCCAAAGAGCUUGUCAGGGCUGGCACGCUAAGUGAGAGAUGGUUCACCGAAGACGGCUGCCUUCGGAUCGAAACAACGUACUACCCUGUUUCACUGCGGUCCGUGCUGCAGAGGCACAUUGAUGCUUCGAACGUUGAAGGGACGACUGAGUUUCUUGAGAUGAUGUUGAAGCUUCGUCCGGAAGUCCGAGCCUGUCCGAAGGAUAUGAUCAAUCACCCAUGGUUCAGCAAUUGA